This is a messenger RNA of Parnassius mnemosyne (clouded apollo), 357 nucleotides long. Lineage: Eukaryota; Metazoa; Arthropoda; Insecta; Lepidoptera; Papilionidae. The record is from the annotation of a GenBank genome assembly.
UUGGGAUCAUCCGGCGAGAAGCAAAAAAAGCCCCCAUGGGUAGGAUGCAAAGAAAGACCACAUUCCGUCCCAAUCCGCCGACCUGUAAUGCCAAAUACGGCGGCAGACUGCAGAACGCAACCGCGAGGAGAGCGUGAGUGGCAACACACUCUGGAUCAGACAAUGAUCCGAAGAGCCGAGAGGGGCAUCGAUGGAAACCUGAUAUACGUCCGGGUGAGAGGUCAGCAGAAUGUCCAACAGGGAAGCCCAUCCGCAGACAGCAGCUACAACAAAAGCUGCAGCGUGGCUCUACCACUGUUAAAUUAUUAUGAGUUCAAAAUCAGUGUGGAUGUGCAGAGGUGUCACAACUUAAAAUGA